Messenger RNA from Manihot esculenta (cassava), 2191 nucleotides. Its product is annotated as serine/threonine-protein kinase STY13. Gene Ontology annotation, biological process: protein phosphorylation. The coding region runs from base 499 to 1743 and encodes 414 amino acids. Gene Ontology annotation, molecular function: protein kinase activity; ATP binding. The record is from RefSeq and is a predicted model, not a curated record. The transcript is spliced from 3 exons. Lineage: Eukaryota; Viridiplantae; Streptophyta; Magnoliopsida; Malpighiales; Euphorbiaceae.
GUCUCCACAGUGGAUUUUGCUCUUUGAAGACUCGAUCUUUGUCUUCGCUCCUUCAACCUCUCUUUCUGAGCACUUUAACAUUGUCGGACUCGGGGGGUUCCUUCUCUCAUAUUCUUCUCCAUCUCUUUUUCUAUCUCAUGGGAUCUCUGAGACUUUCUUACCGGUAGACGACUGGAUAGCUUGAAAAAGGAAAAAUCACGGAAGCAAGAGAGAAGGAUCGAGGGUUUUUGUGGGAAUUCUUCUUUCUGAUUUGGCUCUUACCUCGUAUUGAGAAAAGGGUACAGACCCAUCUGCUUCUUCUCAGCCUUGAAUUCGCUGAAAAGCUCUCGGUCUCCCACGCUUUUGUUUUUUUGUUCAUUUGUUAAUCGGUACCGCACAACCACGGCAAUAGAAAGUCAAUCUCCAGAUAAUAAGUUUUUCUGAAAAGAACAAUUUGGUAUUAUGUUCUGAUGCUGAAGAAAUAAGUGGACUUUGACAUUUUGCUUCUCAAAGGGGAAAAUGUUGGAGGGAGGUCCAAAAUUUCCUGGAAUUAUUGACCUAAACAAUCAUGAUAACACUUAUCAUGAUCUAUCACAAGGAUUCUAUCGUAAAGUCGGUGAGCAUUCCAAUAUGUCAAUUGACAGUUAUGAUAGCUUGCAAACAAGCAAUGGUGGAGGGUCUGUUGCAAUGUCCAUAGAAAGUAUUGGGUCAAAUGAUUCUCACACUCGCAUUUUAAAUCACCAAGGACUGCGGCGGCAUGCUAAUGACAACUACUCUAUUCAACAAAGUGUUAACCAUAGGGGGAGAGUAACACAUGCAUUGAAUGAUGAUGCAUUGGCCCAUGCACUAAUGGAUGGCAAUUCCCCAACAGAGGGCCUUGAGAAUUUUGAUGAGUGGACCAUUGAUUUGAGGAAACUUAAUAUGGGUGCAGCUUUUGCACAAGGGGCUUUUGGGAAACUCUAUAGAGGAACUUACAAUGGUGAAGAUGUUGCUAUCAAAAUCUUGGAGAGGCCAGGAAAUGAUCCAGAAAGGGCGAAGUUGAUGGAGCAACAGUUUCAGCAGGAAGUCAUGAUGCUGGCCACUCUAAAGCAUCCUAACAUUGUUCGAUUUAUUGGUGCUUGUUGGAAACCAAUGGUGUGGUGUAUAGUUACAGAAUAUGCAAAAGGCGGUUCAGUGCGUCAGUUUUUAAUGCGGCGGCAGAACAGAGCAGUGCCACUAAAAUUGGCUGUCAAGCAGGCCUUGGAUGUUGCAAGAGGAAUGGCAUAUGUUCAUGGGCUUGGUUUGAUUCACAGGGAUUUAAAAUCUGACAAUCUUUUGAUUUUUGGUGAUAAAUCCAUAAAGAUUGCGGAUUUUGGGGUUGCCCGCAUUGAGGUGCAGACUGAAGGAAUGACACCAGAGACAGGAACAUACCGCUGGAUGGCACCGGAGAUGAUCCAGCACAGGCCCUACACGCAAAAGGUGGAUGUUUAUAGCUUUGGGAUUGUUUUGUGGGAACUCAUCACAGGAAUGCUUCCUUUCCAGAAUAUGACAGCAGUCCAGGCUGCAUUUGCAGUUGUGAACAAGGGUGUCCGUCCUGUCAUUCCCAAUGAUUGCUUACCUGCUCUUGGUGAGAUUAUGACGCGUUGCUGGGAUGCGAACCCUGAUGUUAGACCAUCCUUCAUUGAAGUUGUGAAAAUGCUUGAGAGUGCAGAGACAGAGAUCAUGACCAAUAUCCGCAAGGCUCGUUUCAGAUGUUGCAUGACCAUGCCGAUGACAGUGGAUUGAUUUCCUGAAGGUGAAAGAAAUCAAAUAAUGAUAAUAAAUAAUAAAUGAUAGGACAUAAUAUAGAGAGAAAAAGAAAAUGGAAAAGAAAGAAGAGGGAGGUGAUGUGUUGAUGUCUUUUAGCAUUGUGUAUUUUGUCAGGUUCCGCCUCAAACUUAAAAUGGAGAAGGAAGAAGAAGAAGCAGCAGCAAUGAUAAGAAGGGUUAGUUCAUGGUUUAGUUGCUUCUCGGUUUUCAGAGUCUUCUCUGUCUCUCCUAAUAUCUCUCAUAGGUUAUCUUCUUUCCCUCGUAUGUAUGAUAGUUUAUGCACGUUAUUGAUUGUACUUGAUUCAUGGUCACUUGCUGCUAGUUCCUUUGUCAUCAGUUCACUGUUGAUUGAAUACUAAAGUCACUAUUAACUUGUUUUGAGGUUUAGCCAAAUAAUGUAUAUAUGUUUGUCUUUGUUGUUCUUG